AUGGCGCCUUCCCAGCAACGUCUCGAGAAGAAGAAAGAGCAGCGCAAGCGCCGCAAUGAGCGCUUGAAGAGGGAUGCUAGGAUUGAGAGGGGCACAGAUAUGACGCCGCAGGCGUAUCAGGAGAAGUUGCUCGCAGAGCGUCAGGCCAAGAUGAGCAAGCGCAUCGAUUGGGCCGCCGGACUCAAUAGCGUGCCAGUCGACGUGAACCUCGAGAACCUCCGCACCCACCACCCCGACGCCUACACCCACAUCACUAAGAUCGGCAGCGUGCCACUCAAGUCGCAGGACCUCUUCUCCAACCGCGCAAUCUGGUUCAAUGAGCUCCACGCCGGCUACACUUGCAACACCCGCAACCCGAUCUGUGGGAUGAAUUACUUCCGCCAACGCGUGCACGUCGCCCUCGACGGCGUCGACUCUCUCUCGAAGCUCCAGCGCCUGUACCUCCAUGCGAUCCGGGAAGCCAAAUCCGACCAAGGCGCCACCACCUUCUCCGCGCGCGAGGCAUUCUUGUGGGAUUGGCAGAACACUGGUGAGGAUAUCUUGGUGACUACGAGAAAUGCGAUGAGGCGCGCGGAGGAGUUCACGUUGAAGCAGAUCUAUGGUGGCAUGGAUACUGUCACGCUUCUCGAGCGCGCGGGCGGAGGUGAGGGGAAGAGCAAGCGCUACAGUGGCGGGAUGGCCGACGAUGCCAUGGAGAUCGAUGGGCUGGCGGCGGGUGAAGCAGGGAGGGUUCUCGAGGGCGGGAAGAGCGGAAAAGGCAAGAGCAGCCGCUAUACUGGGGUGAAUGUGGAGACGAUUGAGGAGCUGACGUCCGUGGUUGCUGGGCUGAAUCUCGAUGAUCUGGAAGACGAUGAGGAGGAGAACACCCGCUACAGUGGCGGCGGAAGCGAUGAGGAGACGGAGAAGACGGGUGCUUUGCGGGACGACUGGGUGGUGAAGGUCUGGUUGCGCCUGAAUGGUGCCAUCGCUAUGAAGGCUCUGCUUUGGGUUGAUGGCCAGCUGAGUGACGAGGCGAAGGGGCUUGGCGAUGUUGAGCUGGAGAUCAUGCAGGAGUUUGCGCAGAACAAGGUGUACAAGGCGGCCUUGGCGCGGCAAAAGGAGCGGAUGGGACAGGCAUAG
This is a messenger RNA of Saxophila tyrrhenica, 1119 nucleotides long. RefSeq lists its product as uncharacterized. The record is from RefSeq and is a predicted model, not a curated record. Bases 1 to 1119 code for a protein of 372 amino acids. The transcript has 2 exons. NCBI's taxonomy places the organism in Eukaryota, Fungi, Ascomycota, Dothideomycetes, Mycosphaerellales, Extremaceae.